CCACCAGCAACUGCUGGAACUCGGUAAACCCGAGAUUUGACAUAACCGCAAAGUGCGUCUGUGUGUGUUUAGGAAACAAACUGCAUAACAGGCAGCAUAAGAGCGAAGAUUCCACGUGCCCGCAUUCCUCACAUGACGGUGCUCUGUGAAUUAAUUCGAUAUGAUUGCAGUAUAGAUAGCAUAAAGUAGUUCGCGGAUGUACGCCAGGAAUUGUUUACCCGUGGAAUCACUUUCUGGUGUAGCGCCCCCUACCGAACACACACCGCGGUGAAAAAAAAAACUGACACGUGGAUUUCUCCUCUGUGAGGCAUCAGGAAGAACAGACGCCUUCGCUCAGUUUCCGCUCAACCAUAAGAUUGUUUUGUUUUCUGUUCCACACGGCGAGGUAUGUGUCUCCGAACGCCGAAACUGCGCCGCGUCUUUUUCUUUCCUGAUCUUAAGGGAAGAAAUUAAAGCAAACAAUCGAGGCUGCCGCUCAGAUCACAAGGCGGUGUGUUGAAUGGCAGUGAUUCAAAAACAUGGCAAGAACUCUGCUCCAGAUUUGGUCUGUCACAAGGAGAACCAUUCGGCCGACAAGAUUGGAGUCCUUGGAGGUCACAAGAAGUGGGCCGAACACAACAACAACAACUGGCCAAGGCCGGUGGCGAGGGUUUGGACAGUGGUCCUCCUGCUUGGUACGUGCCUCCUCUACUGUGCCCGGGUGGCCAUGCCCAUCUGUGCUGUCAGCAUGGCAGAGAAGUUCAACUGGAGCAAAAAAGAGUCUGGUAUGGUCCUGGGCAGCUUCUUCUGGGGUUACUGCUUCACACAAGUGUUUGGAGGCUACGUCAGUGAUCGGGUGGGAGGAGAAAAGGUCCUCCUGCUCUCUGCUGCUGCCUGGGGCUCCAUGACUGCCUUCACUCCCAUCUUAGCACAUUUUUGCUCCCAGCCGAUCUUCUCAAUGACACUGGCCCGCUUCCUCAUGGGCCUUUUACAAGGUGAACUCACUUGAUUGUGCUAUACGGCACCUGAAUAGUCCUGGAGGUUUAGUUUGAAUAGGUGAAUGUCUGCAGUAGAUUGUUUGGUUGGUCCUUCAAGUAAUUCUGUUUUCACUAUCCAACCAUGGAACAAAAUUUGUCCUAUAGAACUUAAAAUGACUUUGUUUCUUGGUUACACUUGUACAAUCUGAUAUAAUAGCGGGAUAAUGUCGAUUAGAAUAAAACCAAUUUGUCACGAUCUCAACAAUAAUGAAUAUCCAUUAGGCAUCUCACAAUUU
Molecule: messenger RNA, 1252 nt
Organism: Syngnathoides biaculeatus (alligator pipefish)
Lineage: Eukaryota; Metazoa; Chordata; Actinopteri; Syngnathiformes; Syngnathidae
Product: voltage-gated purine nucleotide uniporter SLC17A9-like
Exons: 3
Coding region: 500-988 (162 amino acids)
Biological process (GO): transmembrane transport
Molecular function (GO): transmembrane transporter activity
Source: RefSeq, a predicted model, not a curated record